Molecule: messenger RNA, 1991 nt
Organism: Ipomoea nil (Japanese morning glory)
Lineage: Eukaryota; Viridiplantae; Streptophyta; Magnoliopsida; Solanales; Convolvulaceae
Product: probable L-cysteine desulfhydrase, chloroplastic
Exons: 2
Coding region: 112-1455 (447 amino acids)
Source: RefSeq, a predicted model, not a curated record
AUAAUAAUAGUUUUUAAUUCCUUUUGCCGGCUUCCUCCAUGGAUUAUCCCGAUGAGAUGGUGAGUUGCUUUAAUCUUCCCUCACCUCACUGUUUUGACUAACUUUACUAGAAUGACAACCUUCUCGUUUGCCCUAUCCAACCAUCUCAACGGCCCGCCGGAGCCCCGCCCGGAAAAACAGUCCACCUUCAUCUCCGAGGAGGAGCUCCGCUCCGAAUUCUCCCACCAUGACCCCGUCGUCUUCCGCAUCAAUAACGGCAGCUUCGGCUCCUGCCCGGCAUCCAUUCUCGCCGACCAGGAACGCUGGCGCCUCCGCUUCCUUGAACAGCCUGAUAAUUUCAUCCUCAACGUCCUCAAACCCUCCAUUUUGGAGUCCCGUUCCGUGAUCAAAUCCCUAGUCAACGCCGACGACGUCGCCGAGAUCUCCAUCGUCGACAAUGCCACCACCGCCGUGGCCAUAGUCCUCCAGCACGUGACUUGGUCCUUCUUCUCCUCCCACUUCAGCCGCGGAGACGCCGCCGUCAUUCUCCACUAUGCCUACGGCGCCGUCAAGAAGUCCGUCGAGGCCUACGUCGCCCGCGCCGGAGGGAAGGUAAUCGAGGUCCCCUUACCCUUCCCUGUGAAAUCAAACGAUGAAAUUAUUUCCUUGUUCAGUGAAUCCCUAGAAAAGGGGAAAAUGAAUGGCGGCAAAAUCAGAUUAGCCGUGAUUGAUCAUAUCACUUCAAUGCCUAGUGUAGUUAUCCCUGUUAAACAAUUGGUUCAGAUGUGUAGAGACGAAGGCGUAGACAUGAUUCUUGUGGAUGGGGCUCAUGCCAUAGGCAAUAUAGAAGUAGAUAUGAAGGAUAUAGGGGCAGAUUUUUACACCAGUAAUCUGCAUAAAUGGUUCUUCUGCCCCCCUUCUGUAGCUUUUUUGUACUGCAAGAACUCUGAUAGAUUAUCCGAUUUACACCAUCCCGUGGUUUCCCACGAGUAUGGAAACGGUUUGCCUAUCGAGAGUACUUGGAUAGGGACUAGGGAUUACAGCGCCCAAUUGGUGGUUCCUGAGGUAAUGGCAUUUCUAAGUAAGUUCGAGGGUGGGAUAGAAGGGAUUAGGAGGAGAAAUCACGAGAAGGUUGUUGAGAUGGCGGAGAUGUUGGCCAAGGCGUGGGGAACGAAUUUGGGUGCACCCCCUGAGAUGUGCUCUAGUAUGGCCAUGGUGGGAAUGCCGGCUUGCUUGGGGAUUUCCAGUGAUUCAGAUGCCUUGAGGUUAAGAAAGCACUUGAGAGAUUGUUUUUUUGUUGAGGUGCCUAUAUAUUAUAGGCCACCAUUGGAAGGUGAUGGGGUUGUUAAUCCAAUAACAGGGUAUGCCAGGAUCUCUCACCAAGUGUAUAAUAAAGUUGAAGACUACUAUCGCUUCAGAGAUGCUGUUAACAAGCUCGUAAAUGAUGGUUUCUCCUGCUCCCUUCUCCCCAACUAACAUAACCAUCAGAAAUACUCAUUCUCUCUUAUUGUUAAGAGCUACUGUUGGGCGGAGGUUGGUAAAAGGUCAAGUCCAUCAAUUGGUAGCUAGAGAAUUGUUGCGGAGGUUGGUGAAGGGCCAAGACCAGCACCGUGGUCUAUAAGGAAAUAAAGUUGUGCCUUCACUACUAGCUAUAGUUUUUGGCUGACAACUAGACUUUUUUUUACUGUAAAAGCCCCAUUAGAGAUUUACUGGUACAUUUCUUUGGUAAUUCUAGGCAUGUUGUUUCCCAAUAAUGAGAUUAGAAAUGUCCAUUAGAUUUAACUUGUGAAACAAUAAUAAGUUUCAUGCAUUAAACUCUAUCACCCCAGCAAGGAUUGGAAUUCUCUUGUAUUUUGUUUGUAAAGCUCUUGUUAAUUGUAAGCCCAAACAUAUAAAGUCUGCAACAUAUGCACUGAGAGUUGCAAUAAGUUUUUUCUGGCAUUUCGAGAAUUUACUUGCUGAAAAGGUGUGAUUUUGGGAAGUGUUUGUGAAGGGAAAGUUUGCAAUUUGGA